Anopheles maculipalpis is the source of this 1257-nucleotide messenger RNA. RefSeq names its product aminoacylase-1A-like. The record is from RefSeq and is a predicted model, not a curated record. The transcript is spliced from 4 exons. Gene Ontology annotation, cellular component: cytoplasm. NCBI's taxonomy places the organism in Eukaryota, Metazoa, Arthropoda, Insecta, Diptera, Culicidae. Gene Ontology annotation, biological process: amino acid metabolic process. The coding region runs from base 27 to 1256 and encodes 409 amino acids. Gene Ontology annotation, molecular function: aminoacylase activity.
CCAGCAUUUCCAACAGUUCCCGUACGAUGUGUGAGAAGGGGUCGGACUGUAGCGCGAAGUAUCAGGAGUGGGAAGCGAACGAGGAAAUUCAAAUCUUCCGCGAAUAUCUGCGCAUCCCAACGGUGCAUCCGAAUGUGAACUACGAUGAGUGUGUAGAGUUUCUGAAGCGUCAAGCGGCAGCGCUAGACCUUCCGGUGCGCGUCGUCGAGGUGAAUCCACGCAAACCGAUCGUCAUCAUUACGUGGGAGGGUACGGAUCCCCAGGAGAAGUCCAUCAUCCUGAACUCGCACAUGGAUGUGGUGCCGGUGUACGAGGCACACUGGACCCAUCCACCGUUCGCGGCGGAGAUGGAUCACGAGGGACGCAUCUAUGCUCGGGGCGCACAGGACAUGAAGUGUGUCGGGAUGCAGUUUCUAGGUGCGAUUCGCGCGUUGCGCCGUGACGGUGUCCGGUUGAAGCGUACGAUCCAUGCGACGUUCGUACCGGAUGAGGAAAUUGGUGGUAAGCUCGGCAUGAUGGAGUGGGUACACAAGGAAUCGUUCCGGGAGCUGAAUGCGGGCUUUUCCAUCGACGAGGGCAUUGCUGGGGAGGGAGAGACUUAUCCACUGUUCUACGGGGAGCGUAGUGUUUGGCAUGUGUAUUUCAACAUUUCUGGAACUCCGGGACAUGGAUCGUUGCUGUUGAAGGGUACGGCGGGACAGAAGGCACACUACAUCAUCGACAAGCUAAUGCGAUUCCGAGAGAAUGAGGUACAGCGGUUGGAAAACAAUCCAGAGUUUACGAUCGGCGAUGUGACGACGGUCAAUAUCACCAUCAUGAAGGGUGGCGUGCAGGAAAACGUUGUACCACCGGAGCUGUCGGUUUGCUUCGACAUUCGCCUAGCAGUCGAUGUAAACCACCUGGAGUUUGAGAACCAGCUGCUUGACUGGUGCCGUGAGGCGGGCGGCGGUAUUGAGCUAGAGUACGACCAAAAGUGCCCGUACGUGAAACCGACCAAGCUGGACAGCUCCAACAUCUACUGGGUGGCCUUCAAGGACGCACUGGAUGAGCUGGGCCUGAAGGUGAAGCCACAGAUCUUCCCGGGCGGUACGGAUAGCCGGUACAUUCGCGGCAUUGGCAUCCCUGCGAUCGGUUUCUCGCCGAUGAACAAUACCCCGGUGCUGCUGCACGAUCACGACGAGUUUUUGAAAGCGGACACAUUCCUGGACGGCAUCCGAAUCUACCGUAAGAUAAUCACUAACGUAGCGAACGCUUAGG